AUGACUUUACCAAAGGGUAAAACUUCUACCUAUAGAAGUGAUGAACAAGAAAUUGAUCUCAAUCUCACACUUGGUGGCAUUUAUAAUACUGGAAAUCCUAACGAAAUUUCAAUGCCUAAGCCGUUUUCACAAAUUAUAGCAUCAGUUGCCAACAAUCUUGCAUUUCAGCGGGCUAUUAAGGAUAUAAGAUCUGAGAUGAAUAACAACUCAAAAGAUAGGGAAGAGAUGCCUGAAAUUUAUGAGAAGAGAAAAGAAACUAAUCCAACUUUUGUUCCAGAAAGCAAUGGAGAAUCUGCUAUCAAAUUCAAUGCGAAAAAGGGAAAGUCAAUUCUCUUACCAGAAAGCAAUGGAGAAAAGCCAUCAAAGAAAGUUAAGAAUUCUGAUGAAGUAUUGGAUAAGGGUAAGUCAAUUGUAUUACCAGAAGGCAAUGGAGAAAAGCUGUAA
Molecule: messenger RNA, 444 nt
Organism: Solanum pennellii
Lineage: Eukaryota; Viridiplantae; Streptophyta; Magnoliopsida; Solanales; Solanaceae
Exons: 2
Coding region: 1-444 (147 amino acids)
Source: RefSeq, a predicted model, not a curated record